AUGGACCACCUAAAACCAAAUCCUCCAAACUCAACACCCCUCACUCCACUCACCUUGCUCGAAAGAGCAGCAAUCGUCUACGCUCACUCCCACUCAAUCCUCUGCGACAGCACUUCCUUCACUUGGUCCCAAACCCACCGUCGAUGCCUCCGACUCGCUUCUUCGCUCUCCUCUCUCGGCUUCGGACGCGGCCACGUCGUCUCCAUUCUCUCCCCCAACACUCCCGCAAUGUACGAACUCCACUUCGCUGUUCCCAUGUGCGGUGCCAUUCUCAACAACCUCAAUCUCCGUCUCGACGCACACACUCUCUCCGUGCUCCUCCGCCACAGCGAAUCCAAACUCGUCUUUGUCCAUUCUCACUCUCUCUCUCUCAUCCUCCGCGCCCUCUCUUCCUUCCCGCCAAACACCACGCGUCCGCGUAUCGUCCUUAUCACUGACGACGCCGUCGCGCUGCAAGCUCCUAUUAUUGACACCUACGAGGGCCUCGUGACAAAAGGAGACCCCGGAUUUCAGUGGGUCCGGCCCAAAUCCGAGUGGGACCCAAUAACUCUAAACUACACUUCCGGUACGACGUCGUCUCCCAAAGGCGUCGUUCACUGCCACCGUGGAACCUUCAUCAUGACCAUCAGUUCCCUCGUGGAUUGGUUCGUGCCAAAUCAACCGGUUUACCUCUGGACCCUACCCAUGUUCCACUCUAACGGCUGGACCUUCCCCUGGGGAAUUGCUGCGGUUGGCGGAACUAACAUUUGCACGCGUAAAAUCAACGCGCCCACCAUCUACCGUUUGAUUGAGUCUCAUAACGUGACGCACAUGUGCGCUGCGCCGGUGGUGCUCAACAUGUUGAUAGCUUCCAACAGAACCGAACCGCUGAAGAACCCGGUUCAUGUUCUGACCGGCGGUUCUUCUCCUCCGGCGAGGGUUCUUAUGCGGGCGGAGGAAUUAGGGUUUGUAGUGAGCCACGGGUACGGAAUGACGGAGACGAGCGGGGUGAUGGUGUCGUGCGCGUGGAAGAGGAAGUGGAACGAGUUUCCAGUGACGGAGCGGGCGAGGCUGAAGGCGAGGCAGGGAGUGAGGACGGUGGCGAUGACGGAGGUUGACGUGGUGGAUUCGAAAACGGGCGUGAGCGUGAGGCGCGAUGGGUUUACGGUGGGGGAGAUAGUGGUGCGAGGAGCGUGUGUUAUGUUAGGGUAUUUGAAAGAUGAAGAAGCGACGAGAAAGUGUGUGAGGAAGAAUGGGUGGUUUUACACGGGGGAUAUGGGGGUGAUGCAUGAGGAUGGGUAUUUGGAGAUAAAGGAUAGGUCGAAGGAUGUGAUAAUAAGUGGGGGUGAGAAUUUGAGUAGCGUGGAGGUGGAGGCGGUGUUGUACAUGCACCCUGCGGUGAAUGAGGUGGCGGUGGUGGCGCGUCCAGAUAACUUCUGGGGAGAGACGCCGUGUGCGUUUGUGAACUUGAAGGGUGGGUUGGUGAAGAGGCCGUCGGAGGAGGAGGUGGUGGAGUUUUGUAGGGAGAGGUUGCCGCAUUUCAUGGUGCCCAAAACGGUGGUGUUUAAGGAAGAGCUGCCUAAGACUUCGACGGGGAAGAUUCAGAAACACGUGCUGAGAAUGGAUGCUCGAGCUAUGGGGUCAUUGGCUGCGCCGCUUCAAACUCCAGCUAGUCGCAUGUAG
Abrus precatorius (Indian licorice) is the source of this 1662-nucleotide messenger RNA. RefSeq names its product probable acyl-activating enzyme 6. The transcript has a single exon. The record is from RefSeq and is a predicted model, not a curated record. Bases 1 to 1662 code for a protein of 553 amino acids. NCBI's taxonomy places the organism in Eukaryota, Viridiplantae, Streptophyta, Magnoliopsida, Fabales, Fabaceae.